AUGCCGGUCGAGGAUUGUCGUCUCGAAUGUGAUCAAAUUGAUGACGCAUUCAAAUAUGAGGAAUGCAUACAGAGUUGCAAGAAGAGGCCAAGGAAAAAUCUUGUCGAAACGACUUACUAUCCAGCUCCACCAGUCAAUGUCACGAUUAAAACAGAAGUCGUUGUUGAGGACGGGAAAUUCCUUGAAACCACUGUCACCUGGGAUUCGAUUCCAGAUAAUGAACGAACCGGUUACUAUCUUCGUUUCACGGCAAUUGGUGAAAAAUGUCAACAGGAUUUUCCCGGUUAUUUUACAACUGCAAUUAAACCGACAGCUCGUUCCCAUAUGAUUCCGUUAAUGUUUGGUGGAAGGCCUUUAAUUAUCGAUCAUGAUUGUCAAUAUAAACUUGAAAUGCAUUCGAAACCGUAUCCAUACGGCGAUCAACUCUUCACCGUUUCACAGCAAUAUCGAGUGCCUACAUGUUUAGAGGGUUUUUGCGCUUGUCGAGAUGGAGCCGUUCCGAUGCCCGACUCAACGACAGCCGAACAUACACCUGAUGGAGUCCGUGUCUCGUGGCAUUUCAUUCCGAAACCCCCACGAAAUUACACUUUUCAUUUGACACUCUAUGAAAGAUUUGUUCCACCAAUUGCUUUCAAGAAUCCAGAUGCUUUCAAGUAUCGUAUCGUUGAUGAAACCGAGCAUAAGCUUCAUUCAAAAUCGAAUGUAACCUCAUACAGCAUUGUGUUGCCAUUUUCACUGCGACCAAAUGAAGAAUACAAAAUAACCCUUUUUGCUGAGGAUGAUCAUUUCUGCCAUAACGCUGAUACACAUAUCGAGUUUUUAUCGAAAAAUGAAAUUUUUCUUAUCACAACUAAAAAUGCUAGCAAGUCACAUCAAAAACAUGAGGAAUUGCAUGAAAUCCCGGGAAACACAUCGAUUUCCAUUCUUAAACCGACGAAAGAACCGAGCUCAUCAGUGGUCCUCAAAGAUCACUUUGUCAUCUCGCAUGCUUUGGUUCUAAUCUUUAUCUUAGUCGUUUUUGUUGUGGUUUCUCUUCCUUUACUUGCCGCUUGGAUUUGUUUCCGUCGUCGAUCCACACAUAAACAAAAGCUAAGCCGUUUCCGCCCAGAUUGGUCACUUUCACAGUCAAGACACUCAAUUUUGGAAACAAAUAUUCUAUAUCGACGACCAAUCGAAUUUCGUCAACCGGUACGUGAGGAGGAUUGGAUCAUUCAAAGGGAUGAUAUUUCUGUUGGAUCUGUCAUUGGUGAAGGUGCUUUCGGUCUUGUAUGCAAAGGAUCAAUGAGAGGACCUCGUGGGGUUCCUGUGCGAGUCGCUAUUAAACAACUAAAAGCAAAUGCAAUCGAUGAAGAAAGACGUGAAUUCGAAAGAGAACUUGAUAUGAUGAAGCAUGUUCGACGUCAUCCAAAUGUGGUCACAAUGUACGGGUAUUGUCGAGAGGGUGAAUGCCCAUGUAUGAUCAUGGAAUACGUGCCGUUUGGCGAUCUCAAACACUAUCUACAAAGUCUACGGAAACAGUUGUCGUUGGCGGUUUCAACACUGAAAACCUCGUUGAGAAUCGAUGAUGUCACUUGUCAUCCACUAUCGAACGCGUCGAUGACCGACUCAGUCAUGUCUCAGCCAGAGGAAAGACUCGAACUUCAAUACGAGCUUGAUCCAGCCGAAUUGCAGUCAUUUGCUUGUCAAGUAGCCGCCGGAAUGGCUCACCUUGAAUCCCUUGGAAUCACUCAUCGAGAUCUUGCAGCAAGGAAUAUUUUAGUCGGAGAGAAUAAACAAUUAAAGAUCAGUGACUUUGGUAUGUCUCGACAAGGAGUUUAUGUAAAAGUUUCAAAAGGAGUAAUCCCACUUCGAUGGUUGAGUGUUGAAGCGAUCAAAGAAAAUCUUUACUCAACGAAAAGUGAUAUUUGGGCAUACGGUGUCGUUUUGUGGGAAAUUUGCACAUUAGGUGGUUUCCCAUAUGCGACAAUUUCUGACAAAGAUCUUCUACAGUAUUUGGUUGACGGGCAUCGACUUGAAAAACCGAUGAGUUGCAGUGAUGAAAUCUAUUCGUUUAUGCUAUCGUGUUGGCGAACAAACCCGUCGGAGAGGCCAUCGUUCGCCUGUUUGGCGGAUUGUCUUGGCGCCAUUCAUGCGCCUUAUGUCGAAUUUCUUUCGCAUGCUCAAUUGCCUCCACAAGGUCCUUUCUCUCAA
Messenger RNA from Mesorhabditis belari, 2190 nucleotides. NCBI's taxonomy places the organism in Eukaryota, Metazoa, Nematoda, Chromadorea, Rhabditida, Rhabditidae. The record is from the annotation of a GenBank genome assembly.